This is a messenger RNA of Galleria mellonella (greater wax moth), 3716 nucleotides long. It is a transcript of the gene LeuRS, whose product is annotated as leucine--tRNA ligase, cytoplasmic. Gene Ontology annotation, molecular function: leucine-tRNA ligase activity; aminoacyl-tRNA deacylase activity; ATP binding. The transcript is spliced from 12 exons. The record is from RefSeq and is a predicted model, not a curated record. Gene Ontology annotation, biological process: leucyl-tRNA aminoacylation. Bases 130 to 3660 code for a protein of 1176 amino acids. NCBI's taxonomy places the organism in Eukaryota, Metazoa, Arthropoda, Insecta, Lepidoptera, Pyralidae.
UUUCGGUAGUCAAUGUCCUUGCGAAGCUAAUCUGCUUUGUGAAGUUGAUGAUGUAUGUUUUAUAAGUUAUUGCAACGUGUUUUCAUGCCGAGCGAAAAAUCAAAUUGUUGCAUUGCCCUUUGACAGAAAAUGGCCGCUCUAGACAGAAAAGGUACUUUUAAAGUCGAGUAUCUCCAAGAGAUAGAAAAGAAAGUCCAGCAGAAAUGGGAUCAAGAGAAAAUAUUUGAAAUGGAAGCACCAUCUGAUGGGAAAACCCAUGAAAAAUUCAUGUGCACUUUCCCAUACCCCUAUAUGAAUGGACGUUUACAUCUAGGGCACACAUUUUCACUCUCUAAAUGUGAAUUUGCAUCAAGAUAUCACAGGUUAAAAGGAAAAAUGGUGCUUUUCCCAUUUGGCUUCCACUGUACUGGAAUGCCUAUUAAAGCUUGUGCUGAUAAAUUAAAGAGGGAAAUGUCUGUGUAUGGGUACCCUCCAGUCUUUCCUGAUGAAGAGGAAGUGUCUAUACAAGAGGAAGGAGACAUUGUUCCAAAAGAUAAGAGUAAAGGAAAAAAGAGCAAAGCAGUAGCUAAAACGGGUACAGCAAAAUUUCAAUGGCAGAUUAUGAGAAGUCUAGGAAUCCCUGAAGAUGAAAUCAAAGAAUUUGCCAAUGAGUCUUACUGGCUGGAGUAUUUUCCGCCUCUGGCUGUUGCAGACCUUAAAAGGAUGGGUAUUCAUGUUGACUGGCGUCGAAAAUUUAUCACUACAGACGCAAACCCAUUUUACGACUCAUUUAUUAGAUGGCAAUUCAAUCAUUUAAAAGAUCGUAAGAAAAUUAUGUAUGGUAAACGAUACACUAUAUUUUCACCUUUAGAUAAACAACCUUGUAUGGAUCAUGACAGAAGUUCUGGAGAAGGUGCUGGACCACAAGAAUAUACCUUAAUUAAAAUGGAAGUUUUAGAACCUUAUCCAUCUAUUUUAGAGUCUUUCAAAGGCAAGAAAGUUAGCUUUGUUGCAGCAACACUGAGACCGGAAACAAUGUAUGGCCAAACCAACUGUUGGAUACAUCCUGAUAUUAAAUACAUAGUCUUUGAAACAGUGAAAGAUGGUAUAUUUAUAAGUACAAAACGUGCUGCCAGGAACAUGGCUUAUCAAGACUUCACAGAAAGGGAUGGUGAAUUUAAGAUUCUGCAGGAAGUUGUAGGACAAAACUUACUGGGAGUGGCUUUAAAAUCUCCCUUUACAUGUUAUCCCAAGAUCUAUGCAUUGCCCAUGUUGACUAUAAAAGAAGACAAAGGUACCGGUAUUGUCACAAGUGUGCCUUCCGAUUCUCCUGAUGACUAUGCAGCAUUAGUUGAUUUACAAAAGAAACCAGCUUUUCGGGAGAAGUAUGGUAUCACAGAGGAAAUGAUAAUGCCUUUCAAACCUGUUCCUAUAUUGGAAAUUCCAGAAUUUGGUAAUCUAUCUGCUGUGUAUGUGUAUGACAAACUUAAGAUUCAGAGUCAAAAUGACAGGGAAAAGCUAACUCAAGCCAAAGAGAUGGUGUACUUGAAAGGUUUUUAUGACGGUGUUUUGUUAGUUGGUGAAUACAAAGGAAGUAAAAUUCAAGAUGUAAAGAAAAAUUUACAAAAUAAAUUGAUACAAGAGAAAAGUGCUGUUGUUUAUUACGAACCUGAAAAAACUAUAAUAUCGAGGUCUGGUGACGAAUGUGUAGUAGCUCUUUGUAACCAGUGGUACCUGGACUAUGGCAAUGAAGAGUGGAAGAGUCAAGCCGAAAAGGCUUUAGCAGCAAUGGAUACAUACCAUGAUGAGGUUAGAAAGAAUUUCCAGGCCACCCUAAAGUGGCUACAUGAGUAUGCAUGCUCAAGAACUUAUGGACUUGGAACCAAAUUACCUUGGGAUACUCAGUGGGUGAUAGAAUCUCUGUCUGAUUCAACUAUCUACAAUGCAUACUAUACAAUUGCUCAUUUUCUCCAAGGCGAUACAUUCAGAGGUAACAAAGAAAACGCUCUUAAAAUCAAGCCUGAAGAGAUGACUAGUGAAGUUUGGGACUACAUAUUUUUCAAAGAUGCACCAUUCCCAAAGAAAACAAAAAUUGCAAAGGCAUCCUUAGAUCUUAUGAAAAGAUCGUUCCAAUUUUGGUAUCCAGUAGAUCUGCGAGUGUCAGGUAAAGAUCUUAUUCAGAACCAUUUGACGUUUUACAUUUACAACCACUGUGCGAUAUGGCCGAACGAGCAAGAUAAAUGGCCAAAAGGCAUCAGGGCUAACGGCCAUCUUAUGUUGAAUUCGGCCAAAAUGUCGAAAUCCGAGGGCAAUUUUUUGACACUGACUGAAUCAAUAGAGAAAUUCAGCGCAGACGGUAUGCGACUGACGCUGGCCGACGCUGGCGACUCUGUAGAAGAUGCGAACUUUGUCGAGAGCACGGCUGAUGCAGCUAUACUAAGGCUGUACACGUUUAUUGAGUGGGUCAAGGAGAUUGUCGCCACUAAGGCUACCUUAAGAACAGGCAAACAAAAUUUCCACGACAAGGUAUUCGUAAGCGAGAUGAAUACAAAAGUAGCGCAGACCGAUGAUAAUUACAACAGAAUGCUGUUCAAAGAAGCUCUGAAGACUGGUUUCUUUGAGUUGCAAGCAGCUAGAGAUAAAUACAGAGAGCUGUGUUCCGAGGCUGGAAUGCACGCGGAACUUGUGACGAGGUACAUAGAGACACAGGCCAAACUGAUGUCGCCUAUCUGUCCUCACGUCGCGGAACACGUUUGGGAAUUGCUCGGCAACAAAAGAAGCAUUCUUCACGAGAGGUGGCCAGUAGCGGGCGACGUGGAUGAGGUGGCGGUCAAAGCUAGCAACUACCUGAUGGACGCGGCACAUUCUUUCCGAAUUUAUCUGAAGAAUCAUUGCGCUGUCAAGAAGCCUAAGAAGGGAGAAACUCCCAAACCAGAGAGAAAGCCCAACAAAGCCACCAUUUGGGUUGCCAAGGAAUAUCCGAAAUGGCAACACAUUAUUCUGACUACUCUCAAACAACUGAAUGGUCCGGCAGGUCUUCCUGACAACAAGACGAUUUCCAGCAAGUUAGGCGAGGUGGCGGAACUUAAGAAGUAUAUGAAACGAGUGAUGCCGUUCGUGCAAGCAACCAGGGAGAAUGUGGAGCGAGUGGGGGCGGAGGCUCUGUCUGUCGGCCUGCCGUUCGAUGAAGCCGCCAUAUUGGUGGACAACAAGCAGUACUUACUUAGCACAUUAGAUUUGGAGAGUAUUGAAGUGAAGUAUACAGACAGUGAAGAUACGCCUGAGAAGACGCGAGAAGAUUGUGCGCCCGGUCAGCCACAUAUCUCCUUCAGCGUCGAGGCCGGCGUUACUGUGAAUUUGAUCAACCCUACACCACAAAGUGGACUCUUCUCUGUCUCCAUAAACCUGGUGAACGGAGAUACAAUCGAGAAAGUGAAGUCGAAAAUCGUCAAGGAAGUCAAGACAAUUAAAGAUGCGAAUUGUCUUAAAUUAUGGCGGUACAAAGAUCCUAUACUGGGGCCUAGGAAGAUCCCAGUCCCUGGAGAUCAUGAGACUAAAUGUUUAGUAUUGGAUAAUGCUACAGUAUUAAAAGUUGAUGUGGCUACCAACAAAGUUGAGCUACUCAAUAAUGGAAAGAAUAUAGACAUAGGCACGCAAAUAGUGUAUACUUAUGAAAAGUAACUUUUCAUACGAACUUUUUACUUCAUGGUAAUAAAUUAUUUAUUUAUUUUACCGAU